UUCGGUCUUCACUGAAGCGGCCAUUUCAGCUUCCCGUUUCCUGCAAAUAAAAACUACCUUUCAAUGGAGUUAUCUACUUCAGCUAUUCCUCAGAAGAUUCCUAUCGUACUACCCUCCAGAACUCAAACCAAAGACCCCAAAGCCUGGAAAUCAAUAAUUCGAAACCAUGCCAGGCUGAGAAACGACCGAGCAGUGCUCACUUCUUAUACCCAAAUGGAGGCAUCAGGGGUUUCUCCUGAUAUCUUCGUUUUACCACUCGUCCUCAAGGCAUGUACCCGGCUAAAAGAGGUCGAAAAAGGCAGGAAGGUCCAUUCAGAUAUUCGGGCCAUGGGGUUAACUGAAGAUAUUCGAGUUCGGACUUCUCUUGUUGAUUUUUACUGCAAAUGUGGAUUUCUUGAAGAAGCUCUUCAUCUGUUCGAAGAAUCGCCGAACAGAGACACAGUUUUUUGGAAUGCUAUGAUUUGUGGGUAUGUGGGAAAUUCGCAGCACAAGGAUGCUGUUUUGUUGUUUGCACGGAUGCAGAGUGAGAAUCUGAGACCCAGUUCGGUUACUCUGGUGGGUCUGCUUUCGGCAUGCGGGGAACUCUUGGAGUUGAGAUCAGGACAGGAGAUACACUGUCAUUGUUUGAGGAAUGGGUUGUUUGAUUCAGAAUCUCAUGUGGGUACUGCUUUGAUCGGUUUUUACUCAAGAUUCAAUUUAAGGGUAUCGCGUCUUGUGUUUGAUUUGAUGGUGGUCAGGAACAUUGUAUCAUGGAAUGCAAUGAUUUCUGGGUAUGUUAAUGCGGAAGAUUCCUCUGAAGCACAUAGACUUUUUAUGUCGUUGCUAAUUGAUGAAAUCAGGCUGAAUUCUGUAACAGUUUUGAUUAUGGUCCAGUCCUGUACGAGCAAAGGGUUUGCUGAAUUUGGGAAGCAAAUCCAUCAGCUUGCCAUUAAAAAUGGGUUUUCUUCUGAUAUAUUCAUAGUGAAUGCUUUGAUUGUUACGUAUAGCAAGAAUGGGAGCCUAGAAUCUUCACAUAAACUGUUUGAGACCAUUCCCACUACUAAAAGAGAUGUUGCUUUAUGGAAUGCUAUGCUGUCUGCCUUUAAAGAGUUUGGAUCCUCUGAUGAAGCUUUCCGAUCGUUUGAGAGAAUGAGAUCAGAAUGCAUUAGAGCGAACACAACAACAAUUGCAAUUCUAUUGUCAACUUGUACGGACUCAGAUAAUGGAUUGGAGAAGGGCAAAAGCUUGCAUGCUCAUGUAAUCAAAAGUGGGAUAGAUAUGGAUGCAUCUCUUGGAAAUGCUGUAAUGGGAAUGUACAUCGAUCUAGAAUGCAUAUACUCUGCCCAAAAUUUUUUUAAUGAAAUGAGUAGUAUGAAUGUAGUGUCAUGGAACACCCUAAUUCUGGCAUUAGCUCAUAACAAAUUGACAGGUCAGCUGUUGUAA
Messenger RNA from Telopea speciosissima, 1422 nucleotides. Its product is annotated as pentatricopeptide repeat-containing protein At3g16610-like. Gene Ontology annotation, molecular function: protein binding. The transcript has 2 exons. Bases 64 to 1422 code for a protein of 452 amino acids. The record is from RefSeq and is a predicted model, not a curated record. Lineage: Eukaryota; Viridiplantae; Streptophyta; Magnoliopsida; Proteales; Proteaceae.